UGCCUAAACCCUGCUCCCUCUCGAGAUCGGUCGAAGCGAAGAGGAAAAGUGCCGCCCAAACUCCCAUCUUUCUUCGAGUAACAGCAGAGAGGAAAAGUGCCGCCCAAACUCCCAUCUUUCUUCGAGUUCCUGCCAUGCGAGGCGCUCUCUGCUCCCUCUCCUCUGCGCUCUUGCGACGGCCCAUCGCUUCCAUCGGCGCCUCCGGACAUCCGCCUCUUUCCCCUUGUCUCCGGUCUCUUCCCCAGAAUGGAAGAAGCAUAGGAAGGGCUUGGAUAAGCCGUUAUUAUUUGUCUUCUACAGUUGAAUCGCUAGUUGAAUAUGAAAGGGAUCCUCCAUUUGAUGAUAGAAGCGUUCUGGACAAACGGUCGUCCCUCGAUCUUGCACUAUGUCAGCUAGCAAGUGAUUUUGAUAAAGAAUCAAAUUUAUCAUUAGGCCGUUUCUACCGUUCACGGCAGAUUCCAGUAAUCUCAACUGGCUCUCUAAAGCUUGAUCUGGCCCUUGGAAUUGGAGGAUUGCCAAAGGGAAGAAUGGUUGAGAUUUAUGGGAAAGAAUCCUCUGGAAAAACUACACUCGCUCUUCACAUUAUAAAGGAAGCUCAAAAGCUUGGAGGAUGUUGUGCUUAUUUUGAUAUAGAGAAUGUGUUGGAUCUCGCUUUAGCAGAAAGGAUAGGUGUAAAUAUAGGCAAUCUUCUGAUUUCAAGAGCUGAAUGUGCUGAACAUUCACUAAGCAUAGUGAAUACACUCGUAAAUAGUGGAUCUAUUGAUGUUAUCGUGGUGGAUAGCGUAGCAGCCCUUAUUCCCCAAUGUGAAAUUGAAUCUACAAUAGAUAUGAAUCGUCCUGAGGUGCAAUCUAGGUUGAUGACUCGAGCACUCCGAAAGAUUCAUCAUUCCUUAUGCCGGUCAGAAGCUCUCAUCAUUUUUAUUAAUCAGGUUAGAGAAAAUGUGGGCCAUAGGCAUGGAUUUGUAGAUCAAAAUGAGAUCACAUGCUGCGGAACUGCCUUACGAUUCUAUGCUGCAGUACGAAUGAGAGCUAGAAGGAAAUGCUUGCUUUACAAUGACAAUACGGCCACUGGCAUUGCUAUAUCGAUUGAAAUCAUCAAAAACAAGCUUGCGCCUGCGAUGAAGAGGGCUGACCUAAACAUAGAAUUUGGAAGAGGUCUCCGCCGCGAGGAAGAACUUCUCGAAAUCGCCUCAAAGCAUAGAUUUAUCAAAAAGGAACAAGAUGGGUAUUGGAUACAAGGAGAGUAUUACAAAGAUCAACAAGCAGCUGAAAGGUACCUCGCCGCAAAUAACAGUCUGGCGAGCGACCUUACAGAUCUAUUAAAAGAUCAAUUGUUCAAUGAGACAACAGAAAGUGGACGACAAACUGAGAUGAUCGAGCAGUCGUAAUCUCCAUUGUAUUUGCGAAGAAAUCUUCGCUGUUCAUUGAUGAAAAAAUGUUGUUUAAUCUUUCUAUUCAAGAGUUGAUCAUCAAUUUAUAAACAGUAGUCUGCAGUUGAAAGGAUUUUAAUUUUAUGGGAUAUUUAUUUGAUCUGUUUGAACAAAUUAUUGUAUUUUGUAGUCUGCAAUUUCUUGC
Molecule: messenger RNA, 1575 nt
Organism: Zingiber officinale
Lineage: Eukaryota; Viridiplantae; Streptophyta; Magnoliopsida; Zingiberales; Zingiberaceae
Product: DNA repair protein recA homolog 2, mitochondrial-like
Exons: 8
Coding region: 135-1388 (417 amino acids)
Biological process (GO): DNA repair
Molecular function (GO): ATP hydrolysis activity; ATP binding; single-stranded DNA binding
Source: RefSeq, a predicted model, not a curated record